Oncorhynchus masou masou (cherry salmon) is the source of this 2211-nucleotide messenger RNA. RefSeq names its product FHF complex subunit HOOK-interacting protein 1B-like. The transcript has 6 exons. Gene Ontology annotation, biological process: lysosome organization; early endosome to late endosome transport; endosome to lysosome transport. The record is from RefSeq and is a predicted model, not a curated record. Gene Ontology annotation, cellular component: FHF complex. NCBI's taxonomy places the organism in Eukaryota, Metazoa, Chordata, Actinopteri, Salmoniformes, Salmonidae. The annotation marks the transcript as partial.
UCCCUCCAGUCAUCUGUAGAUGAGAUGAUAGCCAGUACAGCCUACCUGGAUCUGUUCCUGCGCAGUGUGACGGAAACGGCUCUCCUCAAAACCUUCCUACGCUUCAUCCUCAUGCAUCGCCAUGACAACGACACCAUCCUGGACACCUUGCUAACGCGCGUCAGCAGCAACUCCAGGCUGUGUAUGGUGUCUUUGAGCCUGUUCAGGACUCUGCUCUCUCUCAACUGUGAAGACCUCAUGUUGCAGCUCGUUCUCAGGUAUCUUCUACCCUGUACCCAUGUGAUGUUGAGUCAGAGGCGUGCUGUCAGGGACACCGAUCUCUAUGGUAAAUCAGCUGACAAGUUCCUGUCCCUCAUCCCAGAGUGCUGCCGCCUCAGCGUACCGCCCUCUGCUGAGCGGGAGGAAGAACCUGCCUUCUGGGGGAAAGUACUGAACAGCCCCAGCUCAGAGUCUCCUGUACACCCCAAACCCAGCACUCCAUCCCGCCUGGCCCUCUUCAUGCGCCAGCAGAGCACUGCACUGCCCUUCACCCCCUCCCCCACUGAGGCGGUCCCCUCGUCCCCCCGCGGGGGCCCUAGCACCCCCCUGUCCCCCGACAGCCCCAUGCACCCCGUCCCAGAGGGGCUGGACUGGGAGUCGGGGUACCUGGAGUACCUCAGGGACGCCCGUAGGGGGGUAGAGCUGUGCUCCUGGGCCUGUCGGAACUGGUCAGCCCCCUACGACGGAGAGGACCCCUCACCCAACGCGGCGCCUCUACCGCCCCCGCCCCCCACCUCCAACCCCUCCCUGGCCAUGUUCCCAGAGCACUUCUCCUUCCAGCAGGGAGGAGGAGGUGGUAGUACCUCCUACGGCCAGCAGAGGGCAGCGGUGGUGGCAGCGGCGCGGUCAGAGUGGAGCAGUACAGAGAGGGACAGUGGAGAGUGGGACGUCACCAUCGGUGAGAACAACUGUACCAUCAGCCUCACGCCCCGCACCAAGAAACGCAGCCUGCAGAGAGAGGAGGUCCCCCUCCCCAAACCUCUCCACCUCCCUCCUGACUCGACCUCUGCCUCCGUCCCUGACCCCUCUGCUGCCCCCCACCUCCCCUCCCGCCCCUCCAUAGGCCCUCACCAGGCCAUCUUCAAUGGAACGUCGUCGGGGGGUCAGGAGGACGGGUGUCCAGACAGCCGGGAUGGAGGGAUGGAGGUUAAGAAGGUGAAGAGAGAUUUGGACGAGCAGCAGCAGCACGGAGACUCUAGUCAGAACGUUGCAGUAGGUGCCAGCCCAAGCCCGGUCCCUAACCCGGCCCAGUCCUGUGGGCCCCUACAGGGGUUGCACAGGGAAGGGAAUGGUAGUGUGACUGGGGAAAACUCCCGACGUCUAACAUCACACGUACAGAGUCACAGCCAGGAUCAGCCUCCUCCGUGGACUCCAGGAGCCUGUACCAACUCCUCCAACGUCAGCCUGACCCCUCAGGUCCCUGGAUCGGGACCUCCAGAGGCAAUGCUCUCUACCCAGUCAGAGGCAGUGGAGCGACUGAUCUCUGAGCUCCUGGAUGGGGCUGGACCGGGGGAGGGGGGCCAGCAGGGGCCUGGAGACUCCAACGGCCAGGGCAUCAGCAUCGAGGCCUUCACCCAGGAACUCCGGGAGUUGGAGGAGAGGGUGAGGGAGAGGAGCAGGGGGAUGGGGCUUCUCAGACAGCUGGAGGAGACCACCAGAGACCCCGACUCAGAGGAACCACUGCCCCCCUCACCCCUGGACGCUGACCUGAUUGGGACUGGGGCAGUGAGUGGAGUGGAGCCCAAGGUAGUGGGGUCAGCUGUGGGGCUGUUCAGCCCUGCCAGGCCUUUAGGACAGCCAUCCGCUCAGCCCUACACAGGUCCGUUCAUGGUGGUUCUAUUUGCCAAGCUGGAGAACAUGCUCCACAACUCUCUGUAUGUGAACAUCUUGCUGACAGGGAUCCUGUGCCAGCUAGCCUGCUACCCUCAGCCCCUGCUCCGAUCCUUCCUCCUCAACACCAACAUGGUGUUCCAGCCCAGCGUCAAGUCUCUCAUACAGGUUCUGGGCUCAGUAAAGAACCGUAUUGAGGUGUUUGCAGCAUCCCAUGAGGACUUCCCUGGAAUGCUGAGGAAAGCCCAGCGCUACCUGGUUGCCAGGGGCAAGGUGGACUGGGCUGACUGUUCCCCCAUGGGGGUACCCACCCUGCGACGCUCUGAUUCCCUGGGUGAGAGA